Molecule: messenger RNA, 1401 nt
Organism: Postia placenta MAD-698-R-SB12
Lineage: Eukaryota; Fungi; Basidiomycota; Agaricomycetes; Polyporales; Adustoporiaceae
Exons: 5
Coding region: 1-1401 (466 amino acids)
Source: RefSeq, a predicted model, not a curated record
AUGUUUCGCAAGAUCUCUAUCACUAGAGACACCACACUCGAUUAUUUACUCUACACCUCCUGCACGUCUGACAUAGCGGGUUAUCUGGACAACUUACGAGAACUGGUCGUUGCCAAUCGGAGCUACAGGGAGGACCACCUUGCGUAUCGCCUGGCUGUUUUAUUCCCUCACUUGCCUUCCACGGUUCGCCGACUCGAGAUGUACAACACCUCCUGGUCGUACACGCCACCCGCUCUCGUUUUCUUCACUCUUUUUCACUCCCUCAAUACACUGAUACUUGUCAAUUGCAAAUUUGUCUCUUUCUCCGCAUUCCGACAGAUCAUCCGUGCGCUCCCCGUCGUCUCUGACUUGGUCCUUCGUUGCGUUAAAUGGGAAAGUUGCGACCCUGACGCUCCUACCGAUAGUCAAUUGCGCUUGACAGAGUGCCUGCUAUGCCAAGUGGAGAGUCUGGAUAUUGUCCUGCGCUGGCUGUACAACUGCUCUUCUUUACAUUCUCUGCGAGUGUUCGAUGCGCCUACAACGUCCGCGGUCUGGGCGGCAAUAGACCUCAGCGCUGAUGAACUUGACCUGGCAGAUUUGGACAAAAGAAGCCUAUCCAGCAUGGCGGAGCUCGUAUCUCAGCUUGUGAUGGAUGAUUUUGCUCAAUUCCAACUCCACAUCAAGCCAGGCCACUCACUAGGUGAAUCGGUUGAGUUGUAUGGUCAAGAUCCGCAGAGCAAUUGGAUCACGAAGAGAUAUAAUAUGGUCUGGUCAUUUGCUACGCCGCCUCGUAACCCGGUAAUCGCCGGUAUUGCAAGGUAUAUCAAAAGACGAAUAGGCUUGGAGGAACAUACCGUCCGAGAUAAAACACCUUUUGCUUGUCAGUGGGGCACGCCGCCGUGUGGCGCUAGUCUGGACGGUACUAUGUUUGGAUUGCAGCGUCAUAUCGCGGACGCCCAUCUCACAAAAAAGGAUGAAGCAUAUUCUCAGACUGGCGUGUUCUGCCAAUGGCAGCGACCCAUUCCGCUGAACAACGAUACAAGCGGUGUUUGCAAUACAGCACUUGCCGAGGAUCAUAUCGGAGAACAUGUUUUCACCAACCAUCUCGCUACAUAUCCCAGAAUGCCAUUCGCAGACAUUGACUCUGACGAGGCUACAGAUGACGAUUUUCGCGAUGAAAUGGACAGUCGCUGUGGCCUGACAUACCGUAGGUACUGCGUGAACUGCUACUUGCCUUCUACGGAAUCUAUAAUCAGGAAUCUUCGCGGUGACUUCGGCAUCGUUAAAAUGUCUCUCUUCAUAUGUUAUGUAUAUCAUACUCAAGUCGUGGAGGAUCAUCCUGUCCCAUCGCCUAUUUUCCUGUACGAAAAUGGUCAGAAACCGCCGAGUCUGAUUGAGACAUUGUCCCUGUUAAACCUAUAA